Molecule: messenger RNA, 411 nt
Organism: Medicago truncatula (barrel medic)
Lineage: Eukaryota; Viridiplantae; Streptophyta; Magnoliopsida; Fabales; Fabaceae
Product: auxin-responsive protein SAUR21
Exons: 1
Coding region: 1-411 (136 amino acids)
Biological process (GO): response to auxin
Source: RefSeq, a predicted model, not a curated record
AUGGUUGUUGUAGGUGGAAUUUUGAAGCUCAAGAAUAAUGUCUUCAUUAAGCUCCACAAAACCCUAUUAAUGGGAAGAAAUGAUUAUAAAUCAAGGUAUGUGGCAAAGGAUGUGAAAAAAGGACAUUUUGUUGUGAUUGCUAAGGAUGAAGAUGAAGAUGAAGCAAAGAGAUUUAUUGUGCCAUUGAGUUGUUUAGCAAAUCCAAUAUUUGUGAGUCUAUUGGAACAAGCAGCUGAAAAAUUUGGAUUUAAUGGAGAUGGUGCACUAACUAUUCCUUGUAGGCCUAAUGAACUUAAGAUGUUAUUGGUGCAGCAAUUGCAGGAUGAAGGAAGCUAUUGCUCUGAUCAUGUCAUGUUUAUAUGCUACCAAAGACGACCUAGUGGAUAUUUCAAGUUAAAGCAAAUUGUAUAA